Setaria italica (foxtail millet) is the source of this 501-nucleotide messenger RNA. RefSeq names its product ricin B-like lectin R40C1. The coding region runs from base 1 to 501 and encodes 166 amino acids. The transcript has 2 exons. Lineage: Eukaryota; Viridiplantae; Streptophyta; Magnoliopsida; Poales; Poaceae. The record is from RefSeq and is a predicted model, not a curated record.
AUGGCGCCACCAUCAGGCUCUCGGAUUCGUGCGACGGCGGCAGCCACCACUGGAAGAUCCUGCAAUGGUGCGACGAGCCCUAUGCCGGCGGCGGGCACGCCGAGCACCCCUUGCAAGGCCGAUGAGGGCUUCAGCGUCGCCGUCCGCGACGAGCACCAGCACUGGAUCGAGGACACGAGGUCCGGAGACAUAAUCAAGGACGAGGAUGGCUACGCAGCUUUCGCCCUCAUCAACAGGGCCACCGGCCAUGCCAUCAAGAAAUCUGAUGAAGCCAGGGAAGGCCCUGUAAUGCUUGUUCCAUAUGACCUGCACCACCUAGACAAGUCAGUGUUGUGGUCGAAGAGUGGUGACAUGAUGCAUGACUUCCAUUACAUCCGCAUGGUCGAUAGCAUCUGCCUCAACUUGGACAUCUGUGACGAAGGCCGCCACGACAAAUACCACAAAGGGGUGCAAGAUGGCACCAAGGUCAUGCUCUCUUAUUGGUGCGACGAGGGUGUGUAA